Eleginops maclovinus (Patagonian blennie) is the source of this 2182-nucleotide messenger RNA. It is a transcript of the gene ppcdc, whose product is annotated as phosphopantothenoylcysteine decarboxylase. The record is from RefSeq and is a predicted model, not a curated record. Gene Ontology annotation, cellular component: phosphopantothenoylcysteine decarboxylase complex. The coding region runs from base 106 to 735 and encodes 209 amino acids. Gene Ontology annotation, molecular function: FMN binding; phosphopantothenoylcysteine decarboxylase activity. Gene Ontology annotation, biological process: coenzyme A biosynthetic process. NCBI's taxonomy places the organism in Eukaryota, Metazoa, Chordata, Actinopteri, Perciformes, Eleginopidae. The transcript is spliced from 5 exons.
CCUCUGAUUGGCUGGUGGUGAAUAUGUACGGAAGUAGUAAUCCAGAAGUGGUUUACAUGAGCCAGAUUGGGGUUUGUUUACACUCUUUCUUGAUAGCAUGUUAAUAUGCAGACAGAGGAGCAUGAUUCAGCUGUAAAAGCUGGUUUGUUGAAAUCUUGUGGGGCAUGCUGUCGUGUUCUUGUCGGCGUGACGGGAAGCGUUGCAGCGUUGAAACUGCCUGUGUUGGUAUCCCAGCUUCUUCAGCUCUCUGGGGUGGACGUAAGAGUAGUCACUACAGAACAUGCCAAGCACUUCUACAAUCCUGCAGAGGUUCCAGUUAAAAUCUACGAUGACAAGGAUGAGUGGGAGCUUUGGACUCAGAGAUCUGACCCUGUGUUGCACAUUGAACUAAGGCGCUGGGCAGACCUUCUUGUCAUUGCCCCCCUUGAUGCCAACACUCUUGGAAAAAUUGCUAAUGGAAUUUGUGACAAUCUCCUGACAUGUGUGGUAAGAGCCUGGGAUACCAGUCGCCCUCUCCUCUUCUGCCCUGCCAUGAAUACAGCCAUGUGGCAGCAUCCCAUUACAGCCCAGCAGGUAUCCAGGCUCACAGAGUUUGGAUACGUGGAAAUUCCCUGCAUUGCUAAGAAGCUAGUAUGUGGAGAUGAAGGUAAAGGGGCCAUGGCAGAGGUAUCCACUAUUGUCAGUGUUGUCAAACAAUAUCUUCCGAUACCAGAUGAGACAUCUCAGAAAACCUAACAUGUUAUUGUAAAAUGAUCGUUGCACCAAAGGCAAAUAGAAAAUAAUCGUGUUGGCUUGUCUUGAACAUGCACAUGAUAAUCUGCUCUCAUCUAUUUUACCUAGUUGAGAAAGUGUGGAUGUGUACCUACUUUCACUGACAACUACCUGGCCGUUUUGUUGCAUGGUUUGAACAUGUAAAUGUACUUAAACGCCUCUUGCUAGUACACAUACAAGUACAACUAUUUGGAAUUAUCUACCAUUACUCAGCAAAUGCAAGCUCUGCAGCAUGAUGAGCCAGAGUAACAAGAACGACUUGUGUGGGAGUGUCCUUUGAUUGAUGGCUAUUAAAACGAUUCAGUGCUGUUCUUUCACAUGAAACGUGUAUUCAUUAUUAAGCUAUACAGACAAAGAUUUUAAACGCUUAUGAUUGUACAUUUCAGUUGUUUACUCGGCACAUAUAAUUAGAGACAUUUAAUCAAGCUCAUGUGAAUAUGUGGAAGAUGUUGUUCAUGGUAUAACAGGUUUUCCUCACUGUCCUCCACACAGGUAUAGGUACAUCAUUGUUUACAAAAUAAGAUCAAUAUUCUUCCUUCUUUAAAAAAAGUCAAGGUAAUGUAUGGGCUUGUUGACACCCUGUUGUGUCUUCAUCAACACAAAUGAAAAAAUACUGUCAGUGUCAAAUGUAAAAAAAUGUCAACCAUGUUUGUGAAUGUUUUGUUUUUUUCUUUUGUCUUAAUAGCAAAAUGCCUCUGUUAAGGUCAAAGGGUUUCUUGUUUUUUUUUUUUAAAGUGAGAUUAGGUUUUAUCAGCAAAUUGUGGAAUGUCAAACAUUUUGGUAGUGGAGAUAUCAGAUGUUUACUGUGCUAGAAGCAACAGAUGUGUACUUGAGCAAACUGGUCAUUAGGCAAAAAAGUCACUAAAUGCACAUCCUUAUAAGGUCAUCCAUUUAAGUGCAUACAACACCCUUCUUAUUUGAGUAUUUAGAAGAUGUCAUGGCUCCUAAGGGGUUAAUUAUGUGUGAUAAGCAGCGGAAACUGUCCCCCGUAAGGCAGACUGUCUAUUGCAUUCAUAACAUCAAUGUGUCAACUGAAGAAUGGAUGUUCUAGAGUCAAUUACCAUUGGGUGCUGCUCGUUCCUUUUUUAUUGAACAUACUUUCAUUUGUUCUGACAUUUCAGUUUUAGUAUUAAAAGAAAAAAGUAUUUAUAAUGUAGUGGCAUAGGUGUUUAUGAUGAUUUUAAGAAGUAAAUGUCGGCUUUUUCCCCAUAGCUCUAGGCUCCAAAGGUUAAGUGAAGAAACCCAUGGUUAACAUAGCAGUCUGAAUUGUGUCAAGAGAAGCCAGACCAGAAUGUCAAACUAAACCAGACAAAGGGUUUGUGUAUAUAAGUGAGUGGAAACAGAUGUCAUGAACAACUGUCUUACUGGUAAUAAACUAAAAAGGAACUCAUCCUUGUGGGUGGAAAUCUUG